Messenger RNA from Mucor velutinosus, 1332 nucleotides. Its product is annotated as Fructose-bisphosphate aldolase 1. Gene Ontology annotation, biological process: polyphosphate catabolic process. Gene Ontology annotation, molecular function: endopolyphosphatase activity; exopolyphosphatase activity; phosphoric diester hydrolase activity. The record is from RefSeq and is a predicted model, not a curated record. The coding region runs from base 1 to 1332 and encodes 443 amino acids. NCBI's taxonomy places the organism in Eukaryota, Fungi, Mucoromycota, Mucoromycetes, Mucorales, Mucoraceae. The transcript is spliced from 4 exons. Gene Ontology annotation, cellular component: fungal-type vacuole.
AUGGUCUUGCUCAAAUCUCUCACCUACAUCGCUGCCAGCGUAUUUCUCUUGAAUGCUGCUUCUGUAAAUGCCGCUCCCAUGAACGAAGCACAACCUCUCACCAAGAGAGGAUCCAAGUUGAAUGGCAAAUUCCUUCACAUUACAGAUAUCCACAUUGAUCCCAACUAUCUGGAAGGUGCUGACCCAGAUUCGUUCUGUCACAAGCAUGGCAAGAAGAGAUCCUCGGAGUCUGGUAAAUACGGUGCAUUAGGCACAGACUGCGACUCUCCUGAAGCUCUCGUGGACGCUACAUUUAAUUUUCUGAAAGAGUCCAUCACCGACAUUGAUUUCAUUAUUUACACUGGUGAUACUGCCCGACAUGACCGUGAUGAUGGUAUGCCCAGAACUCAAAGCGAAGUCGUCAAUGCUCAUUCUACCGUUAUGAAGUACUUCCAAACAGCAUACGAUACCGAUAAUGUGCCCUAUGUUCCCACCAUUGGCAACAACGAUGCUUACGAUCACAACGAUGUUAAAAAGAACGACAAGAUUUUCAAGAAGCUCGAAUCCAUUUGGAAGCCCCUUGGUCUCAAUCUAACUUCCGCGUUCUCUACUGGUGGCUACUAUGUUCAAGAUGUCAUCAAGGGCAAACUCACUAUUGUCAACUUGAAUACCAUGUACUUUUAUGACAAGAACAAUGAUGUUGAUGACUGCAGUUCCUCCAGUAGUCCUGCUGCCAUCGAGAUGAAAUGGCUAUCUUAUAUCUUACAGCGCUACUCCAAGAAGAAGGGCCACCAACUCUAUUUGAUGGGCCAUGUUCCCCCUAUCGAUGAUGAUGGCUCCAAGCUCUAUAAAUCCAACUGCUACACUCAAUACAUGAAUCUGCUCGGUAAAUACGGUAGCACCAUCUCGGGUCACUUUACAGGACACACCAAUAACGAUAAUCUGAACGCUGUUCUUCCCUCUUCCUCCAAGGGCAAAUCUUACUCUUUUCUCGCUGCCGAUGACUCUAAUGCCAAGCAUAUGAAAAAGCAACUAGGCAAAACCUCUGUUGGUCUUUUCAAUGCUCCCUCCGUCAUUCCCAAGAACAACCCAGCUCUCCGUGUCUAUACUUACAACACUCAAAAGAGCGAUGGCUAUCCUGUAGGCACUAUCCGUGAUUGGGAUCAAUACUAUGUCGAUCUUGACAAAGCCAAUGGCGAUGGAAAGGUUGAAUUUGAGCUAGAAUAUAGUGCAUCUGAUCUCUACGGUGUGGAUCACUUUGACGGUGCUGGUGUCGGCCAAGCCAUCUUGAACAUUGUUAAUGACAAGAAGGCUCGUAAAUUGUACAAAAAGUACGCCAAGGUCUCCAGCUAA